Messenger RNA from Mercurialis annua (annual mercury), 1444 nucleotides. Its product is annotated as exopolygalacturonase-like. The coding region runs from base 29 to 1240 and encodes 403 amino acids. The transcript has 4 exons. Gene Ontology annotation, molecular function: polygalacturonase activity. Gene Ontology annotation, biological process: carbohydrate metabolic process. Lineage: Eukaryota; Viridiplantae; Streptophyta; Magnoliopsida; Malpighiales; Euphorbiaceae. The record is from RefSeq and is a predicted model, not a curated record.
AUAUUUACAAAAGAGCUAGCCAGCAUAUAUGCAGAAAGGGAUUAACUACCUCAUAAAAAAGAUGAACUCCAUUUUGUGUCUUGCUGCAUUUUUAGCCUUGUUUUCAUUUUCUUCUACGAUCACUGCAGAAAAGUUCUUUAACAUUAAAGAUUAUGGCGCCGUAGCGGGUGACAAGGGCGGCGCUACUCAGGCUUUAUUGAAAGCAUGGGCGGAGGCUUGUGCAACAAAAGGACCUACCAGAGUUGUGAUCCCACAUGCUAGGUACAAUUUAAAACAAGUAGUUUUGGCUGGUCCUUGCCAGGGCCAUAUGACAUUACAGAUCAAAGGAACCCUAGUAGCCCCAUCAAACCCUAAGGAUAUUAAAGCUGAUGGUUGGCUUAAAUUCACGCAUCUUGAUGGGUUAACUAUUCUUAACGGUACUUUGGAUGGUCAAGGAAAAGCUGCUUGGACUACGCAAAAUUGUGGAACUCAUGCCAGUUGCCCCAACUUUCCCAUGAAUUUGAGGCUGGACUGGGUUCAGAAUGCCCUAAUUGAAAGUUUAGUUUCAAAAGACAGCAAGAAUUUUCACAUCAACCUGAUCAGUACAGUAAACGUAACCCUAAACCACGUGACAAUCUCCGCACCCGGAGACAGUCCUAACACAGACGGAAUUCACUUGGCACGAUCAAGCAAAGUGAAGAUUCUUAGCACAAAGAUCGGAACCGGUGACGAUUGUAUCUCUAUCGGCGAUGGUAGCCAAGACAUUACAGUCAAAGGUGUAACAUGCGGACCUGGUCAUGGAAUCAGUAUCGGAAGCUUAGGAAAGUUCGACAAUGAAGCCCCGGUGAAGGGCGUCCGUAUUUCGAAAUGUACCCUAGAAAAUACCACUAACGGUAUCAGAAUUAAAUCUUGGCCUGGAAUGAAGAAGGGAGCAGCUUCUGAUAUUCAUUUCACCGAUAUCAACAUGAAAAAUGUCAGCUUUCCUGUUCUUAUUGAUCAGUUGUACUGUCCAUGGGGUAACUGCAAAUCUGGGACAACAUCAAACGUUAAGAUCAGCGAUGUGACAUUUGAGAAUAUUCAUGGAACUUCAGCAACGCCCACCAUUGUUAAGCUCGCAUGCAGCAAACACUUACCUUGUGAGAAUGUGAACGUUAACGGCGUUACUGUUACAUACAGCGGCAACUUAGGUCCGGCAAAAUCAGAGUGCACUAACGUUCAGGCUCACAUUACCGGCAGAACAGAGAGUCUCCGUGGAUGUUAAUCUUAAAACGGUCGCGUUAUCCAAUUUUUUCAUCAUAUUUUUUACUUUAUAAAAGAAUAAAGCUAAAACUAUGUGGCUAGAGAAUAUCAAUCUUUUGUAAUAUGCAUGCAUCUUUUUUCUUGUUGCAAGCAUAUAUAUUUAGAAAUUUUAUUCAUUCUUGUAAUAAUCAUCAAAUAAUUUAUACAAUUCAAUAAUUUUUUUUUA